GAGAGCAAACAGAAAGCCAGCUGGCAGAAACUGAACAGUGCCACUGCAUUUUUAUUGCUUCUAACCCCCCCCAAACAGAUUAUUACUAAAAAAAAUGUCUUUUUUAAUUUCAUUUAUCUCUGAUCCUGCAUUAAUUUGUCUGCUGUGUGCAGCGGUAUUAUUAGCUCUACUCUAUUUUUCAACUGGCUAUAAAAAUUCAGCUUUUAAAUUUCCUCCUGGUCCAACUCCUCUUCCGAUCAUUGGUAACCUGCACUUGGUGGAUCUUAGAAGGCAAGAUAAAUCACUAAUGAAGCUUGCGGAAAAAUACGGCCCCAUCUUCACCCUCCACUUUGGGUUCCAGAAAGUUGUGGUCCUGACCGGGUACGAAGUUGUGCGGGAGGCGCUUGUGAACUACACAGAGGAGUUUGUAGACAGACCAUCCAUCCCAAUAUUUGACCAAAUUCAGAACGGAAACGGUUUGUUCUUCUCUAUUGGGGAGCUGUGGAGAACAACUCGGAGAUUCACCGUGUCCAGCAUGCGCAACCUCGGCAUGGGGAAAAAAAUGAUAGAAGGGAGAAUUUUUGAGGAGCUUCACUUCCUUAUCGAGAUGAUCAAAUCCUUCAAAGGGGAACCUUUUAGCCUAACGUCCUUCAACUGUGCUCCAAUCAACAUCACCUUCGUCAUGCUGUUUGGGGACAGGUUUGACUAUAAGGACCCAACAUUUCUCACUCUCUUAAGACUCAUAGAUGAAGUUAUGAUUCUUCUGGGAUCUCCAUAUUUGAGCUAUUUCAACUUCUACCCAUUCCUUGGAUUUCUUUUCAAAACCCACAAGAUUAUGCUUGGGAAAAUAGAAGAUGUACGUGUCAUUUUAAGGCAAUACAUGAAGGCAAGCAGGGAGGAUAUCAAUGAGAACAGCGUGAGGAGCUACAUUGAUGCACUGAUAUUCAAGCAACAAGAGGAGAAAAACAAGAAAGACAGCCUCUUCCAUGAUGACAACUUAAUAGCAUCUAUACUUGACCUGGUCAUGGCAGGAACAGAGACCAUAGCCACAACGCUCCAGUGGGCCAUCCUGCUGAUGAUGAAAUACCCAGAGAUUCAAAAAAAGGUGCAGGAGGAGAUUGGGAGAACCGUCCAAGCUGGAAACUGGGCCACGUAUGAAGAUAGGAAGAACAUGCCAUUUACAAAUGCGGUGCUACAUGAAGUGCAGAGGUUUAUCACCCUCCUGCCCCACGUUCCCCGCUGCACUGCUGUUGACACCCACUUCAGGGGCUACUUCCUUCCCAAGGGUAUAAUUGUAAUCCCAUCACUCACCUCAGUGCUGCUGGAUAAGACGCAAUGGGAGACACCACAUCAGUUCAACCCCAACCAUUUCCUUGAUGCCGAAGGGAAUUUUGUAAAGAGAGAGGCUUUCCUGCCCUUCUCCACAGGGCGAAGGAACUGCAUUGGAGAAAGCCUGGCCAAGAUGGAGCUGUUUGUCUUCUUUGUGGGGUUGCUUCAGACAUUUACUUUUCAACCCCAGCCAGGAGUUUCAGAGUCUGACUUGGACCUUACCGUCCCCCAGACGACCUUCACGUUAAGGCCUCAGCCUCAGGCAACCUGUGCUGUCCUGCGUGAAUAA
Molecule: messenger RNA, 1597 nt
Organism: Haliaeetus leucocephalus (bald eagle)
Lineage: Eukaryota; Metazoa; Chordata; Aves; Accipitriformes; Accipitridae
Product: cytochrome P450 2W1-like
Exons: 9
Coding region: 95-1597 (500 amino acids)
Biological process (GO): xenobiotic metabolic process
Cellular component (GO): intracellular membrane-bounded organelle; cytoplasm
Molecular function (GO): heme binding; iron ion binding; oxidoreductase activity, acting on paired donors, with incorporation or reduction of molecular oxygen, reduced flavin or flavoprotein as one donor, and incorporation of one atom of oxygen
Source: RefSeq, a predicted model, not a curated record